Molecule: messenger RNA, 1819 nt
Organism: Polistes canadensis
Lineage: Eukaryota; Metazoa; Arthropoda; Insecta; Hymenoptera; Vespidae
Product: G-protein coupled receptor Mth2-like
Exons: 7
Coding region: 1-1614 (537 amino acids)
Biological process (GO): G protein-coupled receptor signaling pathway; cell surface receptor signaling pathway
Cellular component (GO): membrane
Molecular function (GO): G protein-coupled receptor activity
Source: RefSeq, a predicted model, not a curated record
AUGGAGAAAAACCAACGAGUCGUCCGCGUCGAGUGUGGGUCGGCUACGUGCACCGUACCAACGCGUCCCGAAGAUUUACCUUGUCAUUAUUCAUUAACGGUUCCCUUAGAAAAGGACAACAUUCAAAGAUACAAGAAUGGUUCUAUUUUUCACGAUGGUACAUUAUAUCCUACCAAUCUCUAUUGGAUCCAAAAUAAUUCCAUACGUGGAUGUGUCUGUGAGUUACGACCUUGCAUGAGAAAAUGCUGUCGAGAUGGGGAGGUUUUAAGCGACGGUGAAAUCGCCAGAUGUAAGAAGAUACAAAAUCGUACGGUUCUUCCCGAUAUAAAAGCAGAUAAAGAACAAUUUACAUCUGAAAUACAACAUAUAAAGAAUAUUGCCGAUCAUUAUAUUCUUUUGCAAAAUAAUUUCUGUCCAAAUAAAAGUUAUAAAUUAGAACCGGAAAACUUCGAAGAAGAUAAGUUUAUUUUCGAAGCCAAUGGUACCCUUCAUGUUGGAUCAAUUAUUUAUCCGCAAUGGAAUUUUUGUAUAGAUUGGCACGAAUCGUUGAAGAAGAUAACCGUUUUAAUUUGUUUUCAACCAGAAGAACAAUCAGUGUUACCUACAAGACAAAGGAUCUAUCCGAUCAUGACGAUAGUGUCCAUACCUUUUCUGAUCAUAACUUUUAUAGUUUAUGCCAUCAUACCAGAACUUCGAAAUAUUUAUGGAAAAACUCUAAUGUGUUAUGUUGCUUGUCUCACGAUAUCCUAUUGUUUUCUCAUCAAUUUACAACUCAAGUAUUUGCCGCCUGAAAUAUGUCUAACCGCAGCUUUCUGCAUGUAUUUCUUCUUUUUGGCAAGUUUUUACUGGUUAAACGUCAUGUGUUUUGACAUUUGGUGGACAUUUGGGGGUUUCCGAGCGUUGAGGGGCAGUAUGAAACAAAGGGAUCGAAAAAAAUUUAUAAUAUAUUCUAUCUAUGCUUGGGGAAUUGCAUCGUUUUUCACAAGUAUAUGCUUAAUUAUGGAUUUUGCUCCUAACAUACCAGAAAAUACAAUUCGACCCCAACUUGGAGAAAAGAAAUGUUGGUUUACGACUAAUAGUGCGACGAAUAUUUAUUUUACUUUGCCUAUGACAAUAUCAAUUGUCUGCAAUCUAUGUCUAUUUAUCUCAACCGCUUUAAAAAUUCGACAACACACAAAAGAUACGGCCCAUCAUUUAAGAGGAAGUGAAAGUAGACGUCACGACGAUAAUAAACAAUGGUUCAAUCUGUAUAUGAAGUUAUUCAUCGUAAUGGGUAUCACCUGGACUACGGAAAUCAUAUCCACGUUAUGGGAAGGAUCAGGGGACUAUAUUUGGUAUAUAUCAGAUGUGAUUAAUACUUUACAGGGUUUGAUCAUUUUCAUAACGCUUGUUUGCAAACAAAAAAUUAAGCGUUUAUUACUUAAAAGAUUUGGAUAUAGCGAUGGUAAAUUUUUUUCAAGAAGCCUUACUCGUAGCGUUUAUCAUAGUUCAGCGUCUCGUACUACUUGUACAACAACAACAGGUUUACCCCUUCAAGAAAAAGUCGAUGCAAAUAUUCAACGCGAAGCAUUUCGUUUGAGUAAAGAAAGUGCCGAGGAAAGCGAUUGUCCUUAAUUAAUCCAUGCACAAUGAUAUCAACAUUAAUAUAAUACGUUCAUUAAUAAGAACGUACGAUUAUAUAGAUGAUCACAUCCAUUCACUUAUUCUGAAAGAAAAAAAUGACCUACGACAUGCUUUAAGAAAUGAGAAACGAUUUUUAUUUUGGAAAAGAAGUUAAGUAUACUUUCCUUUUUGUUUUUUUUUUUAAAUCAUACACAUU